GGGGGGUGAGGUGUUGAGGUUUUUCCCCCAGGUGCUUGCAGGUUUCUUGGUCUGUACUGCAGGUAGAGCUUCCUCCUAUGAGCUGUCCUUCUCCAGAACUACAGUGGUGGGUCUUUCCCUGGUGCUGCAGCUAUCAGCUGGGGUCACGUUCCCAGCGUAGGCUGGAGCUCUUGCAGCUUCUGGAGAGGAAACUGUGGCUGGGGGAAAUCAGCCGGGGAGAAAUCUGCUUCAGGGAGGAGGAUGAAAGGUGAAGUCUCUGGAGACAGCAGAACUGUGAGUGGUAUCCCUGGGCUCUUAAAGCUGAGGGCCGAAGGUGGAAUGAAGUCCAGCAGCCGGCUUCUGCUGCUGUGUGUGUUCUGUGCGUGAGCAGGGUGAGAGAGAAAGUUCUUUGCGCUUCCAGCUCUUCAUUACAUGCAGGGGAGAGAGUAACUUCGGGUCACUGCCUGAGGCACCGGUCAGAUCCGAUCUUCAUUCCCAGCUCCAUCCCCGCUGCUCUCGGCACGGUGCCAGCACAGCGCACCUUGGCUCGCCCUUCUCCAGCACUCAGCGCCCCCUCCCCCUCGCCGGAUCCGGGUUAGGUGUGAGCCGCUGUACCCCGUCACACCGAGCAGCCGCGCGUUUGGUUCCCCUCCCGAUGAUCAAUAAAUGACGCUUGGAGACACGGCAGCGUGCGGCCAGCUUUGUGUGGGCCGGGGCCGAGCGCCGAUCCGUGCGUCACCCGGCGGCGCUGGGGGGUGGACGGGGCUGCGUCGGAGUUGUGGCUCCGUGCGGGAGAGGUGCCUCACGGCUGCCCGUAAGCGGGGGCUGAGGGGCCAAACGCGUUGCACAACCGCUCCUUCCUCACGGCGGCUCCUCGGGGAGCGGGCCGCAGCCUCGAGGAAAUGACGCGCGCGGGGUGAGGCGGCGGCUGCGGGCUGCGGCCCGCGCCCAUGUGUGCCGUGCGCCGCUGUGACCGCGGGCCGAAGGGCGUGCGGCGGGUGAGGGCCGGCUGCCUGCGGGACAGCCCUCCGCUACCGCUGCUUUGCGCUGGGGGCGCGGCCUCACUCCCACCCCGUGCGCUCGGGGAGGGGCUCGGAGCGGGCGGGCCUCCCCCGCGGGGCCUACUCCGUCCGCCGACGUGGCGCCCGUUGCCACGGCGACCCCUCGCUCCCGCCCCCUUCCUCUCUAUCGCGGCUCUCAUUGGUCGAGUUUCGGGGAGCUGCGCGUGACCCCCGCUCCGGUUGGCGGCGCUGCGAGGCGGGCGGGCCAGUGAGGACGCGCGGGGCGGUUCCGCCUCCGCCUGCCAUUGGCUGCGCGCCGGCGGAGGCUAUAAAGGGGGCGGCCGGCGGCGGCGGCGCCGCGCGGAGGGAUGGAGGCGGCGGGCGAGGAGGACGUGGCGGCGCUGCGGCAGCGGCUGGCGGCGGGCGGGCAGGGCCACGUGCUGCGCUUCUGGCCCGAGCUGGGCGCGGCGGAGCGCCGGGCGCUGGCGGCCGAGCUGAGCGCCAUGGACGUGGCCGAGAUCAACCGCUUCUUCCGCCGGGCGCGGGGCGGCGGCGGCGGAACGGCGGCGGCGGCGGCGGCGGGGCCGGACGCGCGGCUGGAGCCGGUACCGCGGGACGUGCUGGGCAGCGCCUCCCGCGACCGCCGCCUGCUGCCGGGCUGGGAGAGCCGCGGGCUGGCGGAGAUCGCGGCGGGCCGCGUGGGCGCGCUGCUGCUGGCCGGAGGGCAGGGAACCCGGCUGGGCGUCCCCUACCCCAAGGGCAUGUGCGACGUGGGGCUGCCCUCCCGAAAGAGCCUCUUCCACCUGCAGGCCCAGCGCCUGCGGCGGCUGCAGCAGCUGGCGGAGGAGCGGCACGGCACGGCGUGCAGCAUCCCCUGGUACAUCAUGACGAGCGGGCGGACCAUGGAAUCCACCAAGGAGUUCUUCCAGAAGCACCGCUACUUUGGCCUGAAGAAGGAGAACGUCAUCUUCUUCCAGCAGGGCAUGCUGCCCGCCCUGGGCUUCGACGGGAAGAUCCUGCUGGAGGAGAAGGGCAAGAUCGCCAUGGCGCCAGAUGGCAAUGGGGGUCUGUACAGGGCACUGGGGGUGCACGGCAUCGUGGAUGACAUGGAGCGGAGGGGCGUGCAGAGCGUCCACGUCUACUGUGUGGACAACAUCCUGGUGAAGGUGGCUGACCCCAGGUUCAUCGGGUUCUGCCUGGAGAAGGGAGCGGACUGCGGGGCCAAGGUGGUGGAGAAGACCAACCCCACGGAGCCAGUCGGCGUGGUGUGCCGCGUGGACGGUGUCUACCAGGUGGUGGAGUACAGCGAGAUCUCCCUGGACACGGCGCAGAAGCGGGGCCCAGAUGGGCGGCUGCUUUUCAACGCCGGCAACAUCGCCAACCACUACUUCACCACCUCCUUCCUGAAAGAUGUCGUCAACACCUACGAGCCGCAGCUGCAGCACCACGUUGCCGAGAAGAAGAUCCCCCACGUGGAUAUUGAGACGGGGCAGCUGGUCCAGCCUGAGAAGCCCAACGGGAUCAAGAUGGAGAAGUUUGUCUUUGACAUCUUCCAGUUCUCCAAGAAAUUUGUGGUGUACGAGGUGCUGCGUGAGGAUGAGUUCUCUCCUCUGAAGAACGCGGACAGCCAGAACGGCAAGGACAACCCCACCACGGCACGGCACGCCCUGAUGUCCCUGCACCACCGCUGGGUGCUCAACGCAGGGGGGCACUUCGUGGAUGAGAAUGGCACACGUCUCCCCGCCAUCCCCCGCGUCACAAACGGAAGGUCAGAUGCCGCCCCAGCUGAUGGCAAUGACAAUCUGAAGGAUGCCAGCGACGUGCCCAUCCAGUGUGAGAUCUCCCCCCUUGUCUCCUAUGGCGGGGAGGGGCUGGAGGAGCUGGUGAAGGAGCGGGAGUUCCGUGCACCUUUGGUCAUCGAUGAGGACGGGACCCACGAGCUGGUGCACAACGGCAUGUAGGCAGCGCUGGGACCCGGCCGUGCUCGGCCGUGGCAUGGCUGCAGCCGUGCCUGGCUCCGGCGUGUCGUCUGCUUCUAUUUAUGUUUUAAUUUAAAAACCAAACACUCGGUGGAUGCCCCCGCUGUGAAGCGCAGCCUCGGUGCUGCUCUUUGCACUGUGGGCGUGUAAACCUGUACAUACCAAUGGUCAGCGUACCUGCAGAGGGGUUUUAUGGUACAGGGCUGGGGUUAACCCUGGGUUUUUAUUUUUCUCGAAGCGACGUGGCUAUUUUUUUAAUAGGAUCCUUGUUACGGCCCACCCCCUUUUUGCUCAUACUUUGUACAUUGCACAACUGGAAUUGCCCCAUUAAAACCUCUGUGUCCCUCCUGGC
This is a messenger RNA of Gallus gallus (chicken), 3311 nucleotides long. It is a transcript of the gene UAP1, whose product is annotated as UDP-N-acetylglucosamine pyrophosphorylase 1. The record is from RefSeq and is a predicted model, not a curated record. NCBI's taxonomy places the organism in Eukaryota, Metazoa, Chordata, Aves, Galliformes, Phasianidae. Gene Ontology annotation, biological process: UDP-N-acetylglucosamine biosynthetic process. Gene Ontology annotation, molecular function: UDP-N-acetylglucosamine diphosphorylase activity. The transcript is spliced from 10 exons. The coding region runs from base 1349 to 2941 and encodes 530 amino acids.